UUUACCUUCACUACUUUGUCUCACCAGUGAUUACAGAGAAGUUACAAAUAUCAUUAGUAGUAGAAGACUUUAAUUCACCUCUGUCAGCAUGUUGACAAGGAACCCAAAAACAAAGAGUAGUCUCCAGAUUCUGCAAAACAGUGUGAAAUGGCACCACAUGGCACAUAAAGUUAGCAGCCUAUUGGAUGCAUACUCAGGCCUGUUAAGUAAUGAAUCCAUGAUCCUGGCUGUGAACUCCAGCUUUGUGGAUCCCUUACUGCAGUUUGAAUCUCAGUUGAAGAUAAUAGAGUCAUCCUUUGGAAUGCUGGUUGUCAUGCCAAGUCUGGACAAAGUGAAAGAAAUGGGGAGCAGUUAUGAGGACACUGAGGACAUGCAGAAUUUAUACCACAAAAUUUUACAUAUAUAUGAGAACAUUCUUAUGACCUUGGUGUCUAAAGACCUCUACAAACUACAGAUCUUAAAGGAAAUGCUCGUGUGGAUGAGUAAAGAUAGCUCAUAUCUGCAAAAGAGAAUAAUGGUGAUCAUCAACAAGGUGUUAAGAUUUACAGUCAGGAAAGUCAGAAAAUAUACAAGUGUUGAUGCUCCAUGUUUGGGUCUCCUGGCAGCAGAGCUCUCUCUUUUGUGUUCCCAUGAAGAUCCCUCAACUGUACAACAAGCAUCACUGGGAAUGUGUCACCUCCUCUGCAUUGCACAGUGUCAGAAUGAUAUUGGAAAAGAUAAGCCUACAAACGGUAAAAGUCAUAGCCUCCAGUUUCCUUCUUCUGAUGUAGAAUUUCUACCCAAGGAGUUUCAACAAGACAAAAGUAAAAUAGCUCAGAGAGUAGGGCAAACCUUACUGCCUUCCUUGCUGACUGACUUUGUGUGGAGUCUCCUGAUGAAACUCUCUUCAUCUGAUGAUAAAAUCGCAUCUGAUGCAGCAUCCAUACUGAAAUUUACUCUGGAAUUUCAUGCUGAGAAGGUCACCAUGGUGUCUAAGAUUGUGGAUACUAUUUAUAGGCAAUUGUGUGAUAACAAUUGCAUGAAGGAUGUUAUGUUGCGGGUUAUCACUUUGUUGACACGUACUUCACCCAAGAAGGUCAUCUUUCAACUUAUGGACUACCCAGUUCCAGCAGACGACACUCUGAUACAGAUGUGGCAGGCGGCAGGUUCUGAGGCGAGCGUGGCCCCUGAUGUGCUGAAGACAAUCUUAUUGAUACUGAAAGCAAUGCCUGGGAAAAUGGAGGACACCCUAACGGAAGGAAAAUGUUUCCCUCUUGAUGUUACCAACUUGAUGCCUUUGGCGGCAUCCCAGGCCCUGUGCACCUUUCUGCCUCUUGGUUCCUACAAGAAAGCGGUGGCCCAGUUUUUCCCCCAGCUCUUGACGACCCUUAUGUUCCAAGUCUUCUACAGCAGUAAGCUGAAACUGAAACCUAAGGACAGGACUUUGUAUGCCCAGGAUGCCCUGAGAGUUCUGCUGAAUUGUUCUGGACUGCAACAGGUGGAUAUUACUCUAAUGAAGAUGAAUUUCUGGGACCAGUUAUCUGAAGAUCCAUGUUACGCAGUCUACUUUAUUGCUAAAACUCUCAGUGAAUAUAACUUUCCACAGUUUCCGGAGACCCUGCGUUAUCUCUAUAAGCUCUCAGUAGAAGGUCCUAGAAGGUCAGAAGACACUGUCACCGUAAUAAUAUUCCUCACUGAAGUGAGUUUUGUAGACUGUGAACAGCUGUGUUCUCAUUUCCUUUUCGUAUCCAAAUUUAAAUCAAAAUUCCAGUUUCUUGUAUCUCUCUCUCUGAAUGUUGGUUCUUACCAAGACUUAAGAUCAUGAAAGAUAUCUGAAGUUGGAUGGGGAGAGGUGUGGAGUUAGAUUUGGGUUAUAGAAGAGAUGUCCCUUCACCUUUCCCCAGCAGUUGGUUUUUCUCUGUUUCUAGGGGUGUGAAUUUGUACAAACACUAAUUAUUUUUUAGUACCAGUUUAUAUAUUUCUGCAUGAUUGUUAAAGUAUAUUGAAGGAUAACUGGGUUUAAUAAAGAUGGUAGUUAACGUCUGGGAUCUAGGCAGUACUUCUGACCAUCUAGGGAGAGAAAGGAACUGGCUGAGUAACUGGGUAAAAUGAAGAUGUGGAACCAUAUUACUUUGUAUAUGAAUAUUUUGCCAUGUAUUGUAAUACUAUAAUGGAAUCAAGCAAAUUGACAAACUUUUGUUUACAAAAACUAAAGGCUUUAUAACCUGAAA
Molecule: messenger RNA, 2210 nt
Organism: Nomascus leucogenys (northern white-cheeked gibbon)
Lineage: Eukaryota; Metazoa; Chordata; Mammalia; Primates; Hylobatidae
Gene: MROH9
Product: maestro heat like repeat family member 9
Exons: 15
Coding region: 89-1804 (571 amino acids)
Cellular component (GO): cytoplasm
Source: RefSeq, a predicted model, not a curated record